AUGGGGGAGCUGAGCGUAGAAGCAGCGCCUUCAUCAGGAGGGAACGAAAUUGCCCAAUAUGCUAAUGGCGGUGAUGUUGCCGCUGUCGACCAAGAUGAUGUGGGAAGAUGUUUCAGAUUCUCAUGGGCAUGCGUCUACCUUAGACAGAGAAUGGGUCCACAGGCAGAACCAGUUUCAAAAGAAGGGCAGAAGGACUCUGCCCAGGAAGGCUUCAAUGUUGGGUUCAGGCAAUCUGUAAACGUUGGCUACAAGUGGGGCCUUGUUCGCGGGGUUGCCAGUGCAUUAUCUAGUCUUCCUGAUAGCUUGGAAGAAAAACUGGUGCCGGAUGUUCAGUGUAGAGGGAAAUUACAGGGUCUGCACAGCUCCGUGCAAGAAAUAUCAGCAGAUGACGCUCUUCAGAUGUUCCAUGAGAGUAUUUGCCAGAGCAAUCGUCCUUCAGAGGGAUCAGGAUCACAUGUAACAUCAACCUCAGAUGGAGCUACAGAAUCAAAUAGGAUGAAAAGCCUAUCAAAGGAUCUUGUGUUGUUGUUGCAUGAAUGCUCAGAUAUUAAAGAGUAUUCCUCAAUGCUUGAUCUACUUUUAUCCAUUGGAAGCACUUUUGGUUAUGUUUAUUUAUCAAUGCCAUUCAUUCUUGGUGAUGAACAUCUGACCUGCUCUACCGAUUGGUUCCUCCUGAUCUAA
This is a messenger RNA of Miscanthus lutarioriparius, 681 nucleotides long. NCBI's taxonomy places the organism in Eukaryota, Viridiplantae, Streptophyta, Magnoliopsida, Poales, Poaceae. The record is from the annotation of a GenBank genome assembly.